This is a messenger RNA of Dioscorea cayenensis subsp. rotundata (Guinea yam), 1156 nucleotides long. Its product is annotated as mitochondrial carrier protein MTM1-like. The transcript has 10 exons. Gene Ontology annotation, biological process: mitochondrial transmembrane transport. The coding region runs from base 120 to 1130 and encodes 336 amino acids. The record is from RefSeq and is a predicted model, not a curated record. NCBI's taxonomy places the organism in Eukaryota, Viridiplantae, Streptophyta, Magnoliopsida, Dioscoreales, Dioscoreaceae.
GUUGCGUUCUAAAAGCGCAAGUUUUGGUUUUGAGAGGAAGAGACCCGGCUUCUCAAGCGAAGCCAAUUCCUUCGCCUCCUUCGUCGCCGUCUCUACCCCAAGGCUUCAACCAGUUGAUCAUGGCCUCCUCCGACACCAACAUCGCCUUCCCCGAGCGUGCCUUUGCCGCCGCAAGUGCCGCAGUCCUCUCCGCCAUCCUCACUAACCCUCUCGAUGUCGCCAAGACCAGAUUGCAAGCGCAGGCCGCCGGAGUUCCGUAUCAUCAUUCGCAGCAAUAUCAUCAGAUUGGGAAGCAUUUAUCAUCUCCUGAUCUCAAGAAGUACAAUGGAACUCUGGAUGUAUUCUUCAAAGUCGUUAGAGAGGAAGGGUUUGCUAGAUUGUGGAGGGGCACAAAUGCAAGCUUAGCAUUAGCUGUACCAACUGUGGGUAUAUAUUUACCAUGUUAUGACGUUUUCCGCAACUGGGUUGAGGAAUUCACUGAUAGGAAUUAUCCUAACCUGACACCUUAUGCUCCCCUAGUGGCAGGCUCAGUUGCACGUUCUUUAGCGUGCAUAGCUUGUUCUCCAAUUGAGUUGGCUAGGACACGUAUGCAGGCAUUUAAAGAGGUUCGAACGGGCAGAAAGCUCCCGGGGAUUUCAAUUACCUUGCUUGGUGUCCUCUCACCGUUGAGGAGUAAAAAUAAAGUACUUAACUGGAAAGAGUAUCGUGUUCUUUGGACUGGUGUGGGAGCCCAACUUGCUCGUGAUGUCCCCUUCUCUGCUAUUUGCUGGUCGACUCUUGAACCGAUUAGAAGAAGACUAUUGAGACUUGUCGUCGAUGAAGAAAGCAAUGCAGUAACCAUUCUUGGUUCAAACUUUUCUGCUGGCUUUGUUGCUGGUACCCUUGCUGCUGCUGUCACAUGCCCUCUUGAUGUUGCCAAAACCCGAAGACAAAUAGAGAAAGAUCCCGAAAAAGCUCUGAACACAACCACAAGGCAAACAAUUGUCAAGGUUUGGAGGAGUGAAGGAUUGAAGGGACUUUUCACCGGUUUAGGUCCGCGUGUUGCACGUGCAGGCCCUUCGGUUGGUAUAGUUGUCUCCUUCUAUGAAGUUGUCAAGUAUGUUUUACAUCAGAGGCAAGAAGAUUUAUGAUAGCAUUAUUCUGCUGCAUUUUACAC